AUGGUUAGACAGACUGCGAGUCUGCCCAUCAUCCCCCUUCCCCGAGGCAGCGUCCUGCUCCCCGGCCUCAUCCAGAGAGUCACCGUCACAUCGAGCCGACCCGACAUCCCCGCCCUUCUCGCGCACGUAUACGAACGCGCCGCAACAAAGGGGCCCGAUGGUCGGAUAGAUGCCGUGCCCAUCGCGUGCGUGCCGGUCGCAUCGCCACAUGUCGGCCCCAACGGGCAGCUCCUCAUCAGCAAUGGUGAGGAGGUCGACAGCACGCAGUUGGCGGAUAUCAAUCCUGCCACGGCGCGCAAGUCUGACCUCUUCAACUUCGGUGUGGCGGCAAGGAUAGUUGGCAUCGACGGACGGGGUCAGGGCGAAUUCGCUCUGCGGGUCGAGGGCACGGCUCGUAUCAGGCUUGAAAGCAUCACUCAGGAGCGGCCAUUCUUCGAGGGCAGUGUGACGUACUUCAACGAUGACAUUUUACCUGCCGAUAAGCAGCUGCAUGAGCUCUUCGCGCUCCUCAAGUCGCGGGCCCGCGAACUCGUCACAAUUCUUCGAAUAUCAUCUCUACUCCCAAGGGCAAAGGGUGGCCCUCCGUUGGCACCAUCCGUUACGAAGCGUCUCGAGACCCUCAUCAUGCGGCGCGAGUUUAAGGAAGCCGGCCUCCUCGCGGACUUCAUGGCGAAUCUGGUGGAGACCACUCAUGAGGAGAAGCUGGAGGUCCUGGCGGCGCUCGAUGUCAAGGUGCGCAUCACCAAGGUCAUCGAGCUGCUGGAGCGCCAGGUUGGGGGGAUCAAGAACAACUUCAAAAUCACAACCUUCACCUCAGUGCCGGUGCAGAUCCUCGACCGGCUCAACGAGAAUCCCGCCCGCAGGCAAAACCAGUUCCCAAACAUGCCAGGUGUUGGGCUGCUCCCGCCCCAAGGUCAGAUGCCAGGGGGCAACGACCAGGACGGUGACCAAGAAGCGAGCGAAUUGGACGAGUUGAAGCAGAAGCUGCAGAACGCCAAGCUCCCGCAGGAAGUGCAAAAGACGGUCGAUCGCGAGCUCCGGCGCUUGCAGAAGAUGAUGCCGAUGAAUCAGGAGUACCAAGUGACGCGCAACUGGCUCGAGACCUUGUCCGAAAUCCCAUGGGCAGCGGUCACCGACGAUCGACUCGAUCGAGACACUCUAGCCAGAGCCCGGAAGCAACUCGACGAUGACCACUAUGGUCUGGACAAGGUCAAGAAGCGCCUGAUUGAAUAUCUCGCGGUCCUCCGUCUCAAGCAGUCUAUCAACGAUGGCGUCAACGAAAAAAUUCUGAAAGCGGAGCAAGAGGAAGGAUCUGCUGUGUCCACAGAGCAGGUCGAGGAGAUUGAAAACAAUGCCCGAGAGCGUACUCCGGCCCCCGCUCACAACUCGCCAAAGCUUGAACUGCUCAAGUCACAGCGCAUGGUCGACAAGUCGCCCAUCAUGCUCCUCGUGGGUCCUCCAGGAGUCGGCAAGACGAGUCUGGCCAAGUCUGUGGCGACUGCACUCGGUCGCAAAUUCCAUCGCAUCUCACUGGGAGGCGUACGAGACGAAGCAGAGAUCCGUGGUCACAGGAGGACAUAUGUCGCCGCCAUGCCUGGCCUCAUCGUCCAGGGUCUGCGCAAGGUGGGCGUUGCGAAUCCGGUCUUUCUGCUCGACGAGAUCGACAAGGUGGGUGUCGCGAGCGUGCAUGGCGACCCGUCUGCCGCCAUGCUGGAGGUGCUCGACCCCGAGCAGAACCACACUUUCCACGAUCACUACGUGGGCAUGCCCAUCGAUCUGUCCAAGAUUCUUUUUAUUGCUACUGCCAACUCCCUCGACACAAUCCCCGCACCACUUCUGGAUCGUAUGGAGACCAUCUACAUCCCUGGCUACACGACGCUCGAGAAGCGUCACAUUGCUAUGCAACACCUUGUUCCCAAGCAGGUCAGAGUAAACGGGCUGGCUGAGGAUCAAGUCAUCUUCGAUCAGGACGUCGUGUCUAAAAUCAUCGAGGCGUACACUCGUGAGGCAGGCGUUCGCAAUCUCGAGCGUGAGAUUGGCUCCGUGUGCCGCGCCAAGGCUGUGGAGUUUGCCGAGGCCAAGGAUGCCGAGCAGCUCGACUCAUACAGAGCCCAGCUGUCGGUCGACGAUGUCGAGAACAUUCUAGGAAUAGAGCGUUUCGAGGAGGAGAUUGCAGAGAAGACCAGCCGUCCCGGGGUGGUGACUGGGCUCGUCGCGUACAGCUCAGGUGGCAACGGCAGUAUCCUCUUCAUCGAAGUCGCAGACAUGCCUGGGAGUGGUCGCGUGCAGCUGACUGGCAAGCUUGGCGAUGUUCUCAAGGAGAGCGUCGAGGUCGCGCUGACGUGGGUCAAGGCUCACGCUUUCGAGCUUGGGCUCACCCCGGAACCGACAACGGAUAUCAUGAAGGAACGCAGCAUUCACGUCCACUGCCCCUCGGGCGCCAUUCCAAAGGAUGGGCCCAGCAGCGGUAUCGGUCAAGCCAUUGCCCUCAUCUCACUGUUCUCUGGCAAGCCCGUCCCGCCGACGAUGGCCAUGACGGGCGAGAUUUCUCUCCGUGGCAAGGUCACAGCUGUCGGAGGCAUCAAGGAGAAACUAAUCGGUGCGCUACGGGCGGGUGUCAAGACUGUGUUGCUCCCUGCCCAGAACCGAAAGGACGUCAAGGACCUGCCCGCAGAGGUCAAGGAUGGGCUCGUAAUUCUCCAUGUCAGCCACAUUUGGGAAGCCAUCCGGCUGGUCUGGCCUGACUCGCAUUGGGCUGCCGACAGCAACAACGUGGGCAUCGAGAGUCGUCUGUGA
Messenger RNA from Emericellopsis cladophorae, 2796 nucleotides. RefSeq names its product Lon protease 2. The transcript is spliced from 4 exons. Gene Ontology annotation, biological process: protein processing; protein quality control for misfolded or incompletely synthesized proteins; protein catabolic process. Gene Ontology annotation, cellular component: peroxisomal matrix. Lineage: Eukaryota; Fungi; Ascomycota; Sordariomycetes; Hypocreales; Bionectriaceae. Bases 1 to 2796 code for a protein of 931 amino acids. Gene Ontology annotation, molecular function: serine-type endopeptidase activity; ATP binding; ATP-dependent peptidase activity. The record is from RefSeq and is a predicted model, not a curated record.